Molecule: messenger RNA, 2049 nt
Organism: Schizophyllum commune H4-8
Lineage: Eukaryota; Fungi; Basidiomycota; Agaricomycetes; Agaricales; Schizophyllaceae
Exons: 8
Coding region: 8-1774 (588 amino acids)
Biological process (GO): ergosterol metabolic process
Cellular component (GO): endoplasmic reticulum membrane
Molecular function (GO): ergosterol O-acyltransferase activity
Source: RefSeq, a predicted model, not a curated record
UUCCAACAUGCCUGUAGACGCAGCAGCAACGACGACAGAGGCGCUCGCCGCGCGGACCGGCGGCGAGGGGCUCGAGACGCCCGCGGGCACCCUCUACGUCUCCAAGCCCUUCCGCUCCAAGUCCUCGAAGAAGCUGCGCGCCCUUAUCACCUUCACCCCCCGCAAGUCUGCCUUUGACACCACCAACGAGCUGAGUGGGGCCAAUGAGUUCCGAGGUUUCUUCACCCUCUUUUGGAUAUCCAUGUUCAUCUUCACCAUCCGGACGUACAUCUCCAGCAUAGAGACUCAGGGAGCACCGCUUAAUCUCGCCUUCGCCACCAUGUUCUCGCAGGACGCAGUAACACUCUUCUGGAGCGACAUGUUGCUUAUCGCCAGCUCUGUCCUCUGCGUCCCCUUCGCCAAGGCGAUUGCGACGAACACUAUACAAUACUACUGGACAGGCGUUAUCCUUCAGCACAUCUUCCAGACUUCCAUCCUUUUCAUUGCUGUCUCGUGGACAUACCACAGACAAUGGCCAUGGGUUCAGUCUGGCUUCCUCACCCUGCACACCCUCGUCAUGAUCAUGAAGAUGCACUCCUACAUCAACGUGAACGGCUACAUGCAAUACAUCACCGCCCAGUCGCAACAAGUACUUGACCAGAUGCGCAAGGCUACCGAGACGAUAGGCGGCGGUUGGGACCAUGCUAUCGAGGUCGCGAAAGCGCGCCGCGCAGAGCUCGACAAUGCUGCGGGUAUGUCGAGUGGGACGGACUCGCCACCAUCAAUGGACACAACGCCACCUGUAAUGGCUACGCCUCCUAUCGCUACGGGCGCGAGCGCGUCGUACGUGGACGCCGAUACCGCAACCGCUCUCCGCAAGCGCCUCGCCUCUGUAGCUCCCGGCGUCGCCAACGACAUGCGCAAGGCCGAGAAAGCGCAGGAAGCAGCGGCAGCCGACGAGAAGUCAGGUGUUCGCUCGCACGUCGUCAGCGCUCUCGAGCCACACCCACUGGUUGACCACCCGAACGAGGAGAUUGCGCAGAUGGCGAAGGACUACUCCGAGAUGCAGGGCGAGCUGACGAGCACAGGCCCCGAGCGGAUAACGUGGCCCAACAACGUCACGUACAAGAACUUUGGGCUAUACUUGUUGAUUCCGUCGCUGGUGUAUGAGUUGGAGUAUCCGAGGACGGAUAAGAUUCGCCCCAUCUACGUCUUCGAAAAAGUCACGGCCUUUUUCGGAUCCUUCGCUCUUCUUUACACCAUCACCGAGACUUUCAUCCUGCCCAAGAUUCCCACUGCGGACCAGUCCUUCCUCCUGAGCCUCCUCGACCUCGCGAUGCCCUUCAUGUUUGGCUAUCUUAUGAUCUUCUACAUCAUCUUCGAAUGCAUAUGCAAUGCGUUCGCUGAGAUCUCAUACUUCGCCGACCGCCAAUUCUACGAAGACUGGUGGAACUCGACUUCUUGGGACGAGUUCUCGCGCAAGUGGAACAGGCCGGUGCACUCGUUCUUGUUGCGCCAUGUGUACGCGUCGACCAUCACGGGGUACGGGCUGUCGAGGACGCAGGCGAUGUUCGCGACGUUCUUGUUGAGCGCGUGCGCGCAUGAGCUGGUGAUGAUCGUGGUGACGCAUAAGAUAAGGAUGUACCUCUUCUCCCUCCAGCUCAUCCAGAUCCCGCUCAUCGCCAUCGGCCGCCAUCCGGUCAUCAAGCGCAACAAGCUCGCCGGAAACAUCAACUUCUGGCUCGGCUUGUACGCGGGCUUCCCGCUACUUUGUGUGGCGUAUUGCGCGUACUGAGUGGAGGUGCAUGGGUGGCGGGAUGGUGAGUUGUAGAGCAUGAAGGCAAAAACGGCAGCAGUGAGCAGUCGAUUUGCAUUUAUCAUGGAAGGCUGGCGGAAAGCGGAGGGGCACCUUGCUCGCUUAUUUAUCUACGUCGAUAUACUGCUGUGGGAUCAUCCACACGCAUGCUACAGUACCCAGCACAGUAAUUGCAUAGUUCCGGGCUGUAUUAUAGCACGGGGUUUCUUCUUUCCUUUACUUUCGCUAUCCCUGAUGCCUGCGUCGAAAGCUGC